AUGUUUGAAUGGAUCACUUCUUGGUUCCAAGAGCAACCAAUCUCGCCCGAGCUCGUCAAGUCGAUUGAAUCGGCCAUCGAGUCCAACAAGGUGCUCGUUUACUCCAAGACUUAUUGCCCCUAUUGCCGCGCGACGAAGGACUUGUUGAAUAAGCACCAGGUUGAAUAUAAGCUUGUCGAGUUGAACACUGUGCCUGAUGGCAGUCAGAUCCAGCGCACGUUGCAGAAGAUCAGUGGGCAGAAGACCGUUCCUAAUAUUUUCAUCAAUGGGAAGCACAUUGGAGGAAAUUCCGACUUGCAGGCUUUGGAGCAGCUGAAGAAAUUGGCCCAGUUGCUUACCUAG
Lodderomyces beijingensis is the source of this 342-nucleotide messenger RNA. The record is from the annotation of a GenBank genome assembly. Lineage: Eukaryota; Fungi; Ascomycota; Pichiomycetes; Serinales; Debaryomycetaceae.